ACGGGGUUGUUAUAUGGUGUAUAAAGAAGAGAAGAAGAAAGUAGAACUACGACCUACACUGUCUUUUCUCGGUAGUUCUGGAUUUCUCUAGAGACGCUCGGAAAUUUCCCGUUUCUUGUUAUAAACUUCUCAAGUCUAAUAUCAUCCAAUUGCUGAUUCUAAGUUGGAAGCCACAACCACGACAACAACAUUGACUGAUUGUUGAACAGCAGAGAAAAAGAGAAAGAGAAAAUGGGUUUGUGUGGAAAGUUGAAGAGAAAGGAUAUCGACCAAGUAAACGAUGAUUUCUCGGAUUUCUCGCUUUCAUCUCCGGCCACCAAGAUUCGGCGUCUGGAUGCGGAGUUACCACCCAUCAUCGAGGAAGAGGAGUCGUUUACUGAGAAUCAAGACAAAGCCAUCGUUCUCUUCAACCCACUUCUGCGUUCCCCUUCUGCUCUCUCCCUCUCUCUCAAUUCCGACCUCAUCUCUGGGUUUAGGAACCAAUUCCUACGGGCAAGUCACAUGAAAUCAGCUGAUUUUGGUGAAACGAAAACUGAGCAGAGCAGCAAGGCGACGGAAGGAUGUCUAGCAGUUGUUCCAUGGGUUCCUUGUCAGAUUCCUGCGGUAGAAAGUAGAGAUGGUCAGCUGGAGCUUCCAGAGUCAAUGGAAGCUGAUGAAAUGGAUAUAGAAAAUAAUAUAAUUAAUAAUAAUGGUAACAGUAACAAUGCAAGGAUGGAGCAAGAGCUUGCAUAUGAAUAUGGUGGGUUGAAGCCAAGCGAGACCCUCCAUCACUGGCCGCAGCAGCAUUGCAUGAUCCACCAGCCUCCUCAGAACCCUUUUACUCCGGUCACAUGGUCUCAAUGACAAGUUUUUGGGGGAGAAUGGAAUGUGUGCCUCUGCCUCAAUCUUUUUGUAAAUAUUUUUGUUGUCUAGGCAAUAUAGAGAAGAUGAGCUCAGCUGGGUAAAAGCCUCAGAAUCAGAAGUGCUGGGGGCAGUAGGGAAUUUUGGUACCCUUUUUUGUUUGGCUGCAAAAUCAUGCAGAUUGAGGGGCCAUUAAUGCUAGUAGUAAUUUUGAUGUGGAAACUGGAAAUCCUUCCUCCACUGAAUGGAAGGUGAGUUGUGUCUACUCCAACUGUUUGAUGUUUCAAAGGUGGUUGAUGCAAAGCUAUGUGAUUUUUCUUCUUAACAAGAGUUCCAUUUUAGUUCUUA
Messenger RNA from Theobroma cacao (cacao), 1188 nucleotides. RefSeq lists its product as uncharacterized. The record is from RefSeq and is a predicted model, not a curated record. NCBI's taxonomy places the organism in Eukaryota, Viridiplantae, Streptophyta, Magnoliopsida, Malvales, Malvaceae.